AUAUGAAAAGUAUAAAUACUAACGGAUCAAGUAAAUUAAAACAUUAGCAAAAAAUAAUUGGUAUCAGAAAUUCUUUGUUGCAUAAAAAAUCUUUGUAUGAAUUUGUUGUUCCUACAUUUGGUUUUAUAUAUUGCAUUUCUUCGAACCCUCUUCUGAAUUUUUUUUGCAUUUUUUACUGCAAAUUUUUGAAAUAUAUUGUGAAAAUUUUCAUUAUAUCCGAAUUUAGAACAAGAGAUUAUAAACUAACCUAAUUUUCGAAAUUUCCUACAUUUCGCCAAUUCCAAAGUAUUCCGAAACAUGAAUGAUUUUUUGCAUUCUGAUCAAUUCCGUCCGAUUUCCACCCCUACUCGUGCGCGGUUUCAUCUCUCUAGUGUGGAAUAUUAUGAAUCUUAUAGCUUAAAUACUAUACUUUGUACUUUUAAAACAUACUCAUAUCUUAUAUCGAUUUAAUAGGAGGGCGGUAAUAAAUUUUGUUAUCGUUAAGAGUUCGGUACAAACCCAACUCCUACACAUGCACCCGCAAUUCUGUUAUAGCUACAAAAUGCGGUAGCUUUGAUAUCAGUGAGAAAAAUCAAGUGAUCGCAAACUGUUUGAUGAAAUGUCUCACUGUGUAAUGAUGCUUAGUCCUCCUUUGGCUCAACAUUUCAAGGCAGUUUCUACUCAUUACAAGAAACCCACCAAGGUUUUCAAGCUCGGAAUUCGCAGUUGUUCCGUUGCUCCUCGAAAUACACACAGACUUGUGGCAGAAGUAAAAGAAAAGCUCGAGAAAGAGCAAAACAGUCUGCCGUUGGGAAAAUAUGGGAGAGAUGACGAUCAAAUGAUUCUUUGGUUUCUCAAGGAUCGAAAAUAUUCCGUCGAAGAUGCCGUCUCCAAGUUGACUAAAGCCAUUAGAUGGCGAAAGGAGUUCGGUGUGUCCAAAUUGUCCGAAGAGUCGGUCAAACGUGCAGCGGAAACGGGAAAAGCUUAUCUGCACAAUUAUCUCGAUUCACGGGGCAGAGCAGUGCUAGUAGUGGAAGCAUCGAAGCAUUUUCCAGGGGAACACUUUGAAGAUGAGAAGCUCUGUGUGUUUUUAAUCGAAAAGGCAUUACGCAAAUUCCGAGGUGGAAAACAAGAAAUACUCGUUAUAGUUGAUCUCCGAGGCUUUCGUGCAGAAAAUACCGACAUUAAAUUCGUAACGUUUGUGUUUGAUGCAUUCGACUGCUACUAUCCGAGGCUAUUGACCGAAGUCCUGUUUGUGGACGCUCCGUUUAUAUUCAAACCAAUUUGGCUGAUGAUUAAGCCCUUGUUGAAAUCAUACGCCUCUUUGGUGAGGUUUUGUUCGGCGAAGGAUGUUCGAAAAGAGUAUUUCCGAGCAGAUACUAUUCCAGCUAACUUCAGGGAGUGAUGAAGUGGAGGCAUUUACACUAUAUGGAAAUACUAAUUAGGGUAAAUUACGGCCACCUCCUGAGAUAAUGUCAAAUU
Erythranthe guttata (spotted monkey flower) is the source of this 1461-nucleotide messenger RNA. RefSeq lists its product as uncharacterized. NCBI's taxonomy places the organism in Eukaryota, Viridiplantae, Streptophyta, Magnoliopsida, Lamiales, Phrymaceae. The record is from RefSeq and is a predicted model, not a curated record.